This is a messenger RNA of Phytophthora sojae, 390 nucleotides long. RefSeq lists its product as hypothetical. The transcript has a single exon. The annotation marks the transcript as partial. Lineage: Eukaryota; Oomycota; Peronosporomycetes; Peronosporales; Peronosporaceae. The record is from RefSeq and is a predicted model, not a curated record.
GAAACGCGGCGGGAGCAUCAGCGCUUUAUGGAGCGACUGAAAGGCCGGAGUGCAGAGGACAGAGCUCGCCUCCACCAGGAGCACGCGGCUUACCUGGCGGGAACGAGAGAGGCUGACGCUGACUUCGGCGACGUCCAGGAUCCGGAACCAGUGCCUGCAGCCAAGCGCACGACCUCCCGCGUAGCGCUGCGACCCCCCGUCGGCAAGAAUGUGUCGUACCUGAGGGCCCAACGGCAGCAUGUGGUGCAGACGCAGCAGGCUAUUGCAGCGAAAACGAUUGCUGGAUCUGGAAAGAAGCGCCUGGUCGCGCGCAAAAUGACGGGCGACGAAGAAGAUGACGACUACUACCCUGAAGAGGACGACGACGAGGACGAGGAUGAAGAGGGUGAC